Molecule: messenger RNA, 522 nt
Organism: Solanum dulcamara
Lineage: Eukaryota; Viridiplantae; Streptophyta; Magnoliopsida; Solanales; Solanaceae
Product: defensin-like protein
Exons: 3
Coding region: 132-395 (87 amino acids)
Biological process (GO): defense response
Source: RefSeq, a predicted model, not a curated record
CACAAUCAUUCUUUGCCAUCAACUAACUCUCCUCCGAUCCUUAAUCGAGUCAAGUAAUUCGCUAUCUGAAAUUUUUCCACCGUCGAAGCCUGGCGAGUACGGCAGCAGCCCAGACAUAUAGUGACAAAAAAAUGACGGGGAGCUCUAAGCGUUUGUUUACAACUAUGUUACUCUUGCUUAUGGUUCUCUUUGCCACUGAAAUGGAGCCGGCGAAGGCAUGGACAAUGAUAAAAGAGAUGGAGCGGGUGCAGGCAAGGACUUGCCAGUCGGAGAGCCCUCAGUUCAUGGGUGUGUGUACGACAAAUAGCUAUUGUGCUUCUAUUUGCAAUACUGAGGGCUUCCUUGAUGGAAAAUGCCAAUUCUUUCGAUGCCGUUGUUCGCGACAGUACUGUUAAAAUAAAAUAUCUAUCUAUCAAUCUAUAUUUAUAUAUAUCGAAUAAAGUGCAACAUGAAGGCUACUGUAUUAAGUAUUGUUACUAUUGAAUCUUAUGAAGAUCCUAAAGGAAUUAAGCUAAGAAGAAA